Molecule: messenger RNA, 3678 nt
Organism: Rhincodon typus (whale shark)
Lineage: Eukaryota; Metazoa; Chordata; Chondrichthyes; Orectolobiformes; Rhincodontidae
Gene: susd2
Product: sushi domain containing 2
Exons: 15
Coding region: 65-2587 (840 amino acids)
Source: RefSeq, a predicted model, not a curated record
GAGUCUGGGUGCUGUUGUUGUGAAACCACAGUUCAGCGAGGGACUAGUGAAUCAACACCUCACCAUGGUCAAAGGAAAAGAGCAACUUUUUUGCUUCCUAGUGAUCGGGCUUAUUUCCUACUCUGCACUUCAAGCAGGUGCUCAGAAUUCAUGUCAAAACAGUUGUGGACAAAAGCUGGCUGAUUGUUCCUGUCACGUGACGUGCGGAUCGUUGGCUACAUGUUGUCCAGAUUACAGGGACUUCUGUCUCCGGGUGUCUCCUCAAUCUGGAACCUUAAUGGGAGGAGCAGACUUUGUCAUUGUUAAUGCAACAUUUAAUGCUCGAGACAAGAUAGUUUGCAAGUUCAAGUCAGACAUUCGUACAAAAGGUUACGUUGAUGCUGAAAAUAGGGCUCACUGCAUCUCACCAUUGCUGUAUGAAAAUGGAAGGAUACCAUUCAAGUUGUCAACAGAUAAUGGAGCAACCUUUAAGCGCAGUGGGACAUGGGUGUCAGUACAUCACAGCAAAUUUUCAUUCCUGAAGAAAAGUGUCUUGGUGAAUGCCACCAAAUGGCAGUAUUAUGGCACACCCAACGUUUCAGGGGAGCUGACUCUGGCUUGGAACGCAUCAUUGAUCCCAGCAACCUCUGUAAACAUUGAACUCUGGGGCUACCGAGAAACAGGUACACCAUACUCAGAAUCCUGGGAAGGGAAAUGGAGUUACCUCUACUCACUUGGAAAAGCUGUACCAAACAAAGGGAGUUUCACAUUCACCCCUAAAUCUGCUGAAAAACCCUAUUCUGAAUGGGAGAUUGGAAUGCUGCGACUAACUGCUGAGGAUCAAAAAGAUGGGGCGCUUAAUGUCAGAGCAUUAUGGAGCCCAAGCCAUGCUCUAGCUUGGCACCUGGAAGAAAAGUUCAGAGAAGACUCAGCUGCCUGGGCGUACAAGAAAUGUUUGGCCUGGCACAAAAGUGAAGAGAAGCUACCAAACUUCCUGUUGGAGAUUGCAGAUUGCCCUUGUACCCUGGCACAGUCGAGGGCAGAUACAGGGAGAUUUCAUACAGACUAUGGGUGUGACAUUGAGAAGGGGAGUAUAUGUACCUAUCACCCAGGAGCUGCACACUGUGUUCGAGCUAUCCAAGCGAGCCCCAAGUAUGGAGCAGGACAGCAGUGCUGCUAUGAUGCCCAAGGCAGACAGAUUCUAACUGGAGACUCUGUUGGAGGCAGCACCCCUGACCGAGGGCAUGACUGGGGCUCCCCACCGUACGAGAGACCCCCAAGAAUUCCCGGCUUCUCUCACGGACUCUACGAUGUGAUAAGCUUUUAUUACUGCUGCUUGUGGUCCGAUAACUGCCAGUAUUACUUCCUGCAUCGACCUUCUAGUGGCUGCACAACCUACAGACCUCCAAGAGCUGCCACAACAUUUGGAGAUCCACAUUUCUUUACUUUUGAUGGGGCAAACUUCACCUUCAAUGGGAGGGGCGAGUACACACUGGUAACAGGAGAAAGAAAUGGUGCAAAUGUUACAAUGUUACAAAUCCAAGGAAGGACAGAACAAAUCAAGACUGCAAAUGGAACAUAUGCAAAAGCGACAGGCUUUACAGCUGUUGCUAUGCAGGAAGGUGACUCUGAUGUGAUUGAAGUCCGUGUUACAGCCCAUUCUAGUGAUGAUGGUUUGGAGGUGCUGGUCAAUCAUGAGAUUGUAACUUUCAAUGAGCAAAACUGGAUGGAUCUUAAAGGUGUUUUUGUAUUUUCGGAUAAUACGCAGAACGUUACUGUCAUGUUUCCUUCUGGAGCUGGUGUGGAAACACGAGCUAGGGGCACACUCUUGAGUAUCACAGUUCUUUUACCGGACACAUUUGUGAACUGGACGGAAGGUCUGUUUGGAGUAAUGAAUAACAACACAGAUGAUGACUUCACCUUCAGAAAUGGCUCAAUUCUGUCGGCUGAUGCCGGUCUGGAAAUGUUCUACGAACUGGGUGCCAGCUGGGCAAUUGAAAACAAAAGUUCUCUCUUCACUUAUGACAGCCAGUUCUUGCUGAAAAAUUACCUGCAUGCUCCAAAGCAUGACCCGGAUUUCACUCCCAUUUUCUCAGUGACGGAUGACCCUGCAGAUCCAUUCUAUGCUGAAAUGUCGGCCCUGUGUCAAGGGAACAGCUUUUGCCAAUUUGAUACUCUUGUAACCAAGAACCUUCGGAUGGGAAACGCGACAAUGGUCUCUUACGAGAGUUAUGUUAAGUUGGUUGAAAGCCUUGAGCCAGUGAUCUCCUGUGGGUUUCUGGACAAACCUAAGAAUGGAGCAAAGAAAGGGGACCUCUACUUGAUUGGAGCCUCCGUAAAUUUUACUUGCAAUCAGGGUCACAUCCUCUCGGGAUCAGCUAGCCGCACAUGCCUGCCAUCUGGGCAGUGGUCUGGAGAGCCAACCUUCUGUAUAUCCGAGAACAUUCUGGGCAUCGUGCUAGGAACUUUGCUCGCUGUGUUUUCCCUGGUUGUAAUUGGAGUGAUCUUAUGUGUGAACGAAAAGCGUAUGAAAAUGAAAAAAGCCAAAAUGGCUGCCACUCCUAACGAGUAUCAAAAUACCAGCACGGAGAAAACUGAGAACAUGUGACCCUAGGGAAUGAACCCCACCCCCAGCCCCACCCUUGGCAAUGGACAGCCCCUCCCCGAUUUGCAGUCAGCCCAGCAAACACUGUCUGGGAGAUGGAUCUCUCUCGCUUUUUAAUUUCAGAAGCCUUCGGAAAAAAAGGGGAUUAUGCAUUUUUCAGAACGCAUCGGAUAAUCUUUCAGACAGCUAUGGGCCCGCUGUUGACAAAUUAAUUACGGCUGCGUGCUGGUUAGAGGAAUUGAAAUGAUCUUCUUUUUUUAAAAUAUAAUGCCUGCAUACGCUGGGGUUGACCAAAUCAUUCAAUAGGUUCAGCCUGUAACAAUAUCAAUACCAGCCACAAGACCAAUUGCUUGGUGUAAGGCUGGUCUGGUUAACAGGAUUGGAAGUAUUGAUUGCAAUCUUCAGUCUGCUGUGAACCCUGAACUUUCUUUUCCUUCCUCCACUCUUUUUGGUUCAGCAUCAAUCCUCAGCAUUGGCUUUACUUUGAGGAGCGCAGAGGAGGGGGAGACGAGGGCAGUCCAGUACUUUGCUGUUGCACAGAGAGAUCCUGAAGUGAGCCGUAGAACCCACAUCAAAGUCGUGGUGCAAAAAGAGCCCAUCAGGUCUGCAUAAUUUGAAUAAACCAGCCCUCCUCCCCCAUUCUAAACCACUUCUCAGUGCCUGGUCCAUGCCCUCCCAGGUAACAGUGCUUCAGGUACAGACCCAUAGUCCUUUUAAAUGGGAUGAGAGUUUCAGGCACAAACACCAAACUGGUCAGUGAAUUCCAGGCCCCUACCACACUUUGGGUAAAAAAGAUUUCCCUCAUAUCCUUCGAAAAAUCCCCUUCAAACUUGUGCUGUCUGGGAAUUGACCUCUCCGGGAGAGGAAACAAACUUUCUUUAUCCAUGUCCCUCAUUAUUACGUACAAUCAACUAAAAUACCCCUCAGCCUCCUAAGGAAAGCAACUCUAGUCCGUCCAGUCUUUGCUCAUAGCUGCCAUUUGCCAGCUCUGGCAACAAUCUUGUAAAUCUCCUCUGUCCUCCCUCUGUUUUUUAAUUCACUCAUGGGAUGAGAGUGUCGCUGGCUCGGCCAGCAUUUGUUGCCCAUCCCUAAUU